This is a messenger RNA of Enterospora canceri, 675 nucleotides long. NCBI's taxonomy places the organism in Eukaryota, Fungi, Microsporidia, Enterocytozoonidae. The record is from the annotation of a GenBank genome assembly.
AUGACAGAAGUGAAAAAAGAGAACAUGAAAAACAGCGUGGAAGCAAAGGAGGAGGAGAUUGGCCAGGAAGUUGUACUGGAAGGAAAGGACGAUAAAACCAAAAAGAGCAAGAAGAGUGAGACAGCACCAGUGAAGUCAAAGAUGACGAAGGCCAAGACGGUUCAAAGGGCUAAGGAGCUGCUCAGACAGCACAAGGAGCUGCUUGUGAUCGAGAAGGAGGCACUUCCUGCCUCUGAAAUCAACAAGUGCAGGGAAAUUGCUGAUUCAGCCAUUUUAUGCAUCAAGAAGGCCGUUUUCAGGAAGUUCUUUGAGUUCGCUAAGGGAGUUGAAUUCGACUACGCAAGAAACUUCCUCCUCUGCUUCUGUGACGAUACAGAGGAAUUCAAGAAGUUCAGUUACAGGGUCUACGGCGAAGCAGGAGAGGAGAGCUGUGAGAGAAUUGUGCUGGAGAAGCAGGAGCUGAAGAACAGGGCACUCAUUGCACUGCUCAAGAGCGAGAAGCUCGUUGACGAGUUCGAGUUGAAGGAGGAUCUGGUGGUAGCAGAAGAAGGAAAGCCAAUUGAGGGGGAGUUCAAGGCCAAGUUGCUGAAGGAGAUGAAGAAGAAGGUGACUGAGAGAAGACUAAACGUGCUACUAGCCUGCGACACGAAGGACGUGAGAGUCAAGGAGGAAUAA